Cyprinus carpio (common carp) is the source of this 6593-nucleotide messenger RNA. It is a transcript of the gene mia3, whose product is annotated as transport and Golgi organization protein 1 homolog. Gene Ontology annotation, cellular component: endoplasmic reticulum membrane; endoplasmic reticulum exit site. NCBI's taxonomy places the organism in Eukaryota, Metazoa, Chordata, Actinopteri, Cypriniformes, Cyprinidae. Gene Ontology annotation, molecular function: protein binding. The record is from RefSeq and is a predicted model, not a curated record. Gene Ontology annotation, biological process: endoplasmic reticulum to Golgi vesicle-mediated transport; vesicle cargo loading; protein secretion.
UCAACAGCUGCCAGCAUGGCUGCACCGAAGAACCCCUUUUAUUAUUAUUUAACAACUCUUCUUCACUACUCUUUUCUUCCUCGGAGCAGCGCGGAGCGGCGCUUCUCGGAUCUGAAGCGAUGCGCCGAUGAAGAAUGCAGCAUGCUUCUCAACAGAGGGAAGGCCGCCAAGGAUUUCACAGGGCCGGACUGCCGGUUUCUCUCUUUUAAAAAAGGAGAGACGAUAUAUGUAUAUUAUAAACUCUCAGGGCAGAGAUCGGAUGUGUGGGCUGGUAGUGUUGGAAACCACUUUGGUUAUUUCCCAAAGGACUAUCUUAAUAUAAAUCAUAUAUAUACUGAAAAUGAAUUGGAGGUACCUACAGAUGAAACUGAUUUUGUUUGCUUUGCGACUGGGCUUGAUAAAUUUGAAAGCUAUGACAUAGAUGUGUUAUUAGGCAGCACAUUGUUGCUAGAAAAUGAGAAUUCAACAGAAGAAUCAAAAGAACCAGCUCAGAAUGAAGAUGCAUCUCAAAUGAUGACGACAGAAUCAGUGGAGACCCUUGAAUCAGAGUCAUUCGACUCAGAAUCAACAUCGAUUCUUGAAUCAGAGUCAGUUGAUUCAGAAUCACAAUCGGUUCAUGAAUCAAAGUCAGUUGAUUCAGAAUCAGCAUCACAUCUUGAAUCAGAGUCAGUAGAUUCAAAAUCGAUUCUUGAAUCAGAGUCAGUUGAAUCAGAAUCACAAUCGGCUCAUGAAUCAAAGUCAGUAGAUUUAGAAUCAUCAUCCCUUGUUGAAUCAAAGGCAGUUGAUUCAGAAUCAGCAUCACAUCUUGAAUCAGAGUCAGUAGAUUCAGAAUCGAUUCUUGAAUCAGAGUCAGUUGAUUCAGAAUCACAGUCGGCUCAUGAAUCAAAGGCAGUUGAUUCAGAAUCAGCAUCACAACUUGAAUCAGAGUCAGUAGAUUCAGAAUCGAUUCUUGAAUCAGAGUCAGUUGAUUCAGAAUCACAAUCGGUUCAUGAAUCAAAGUCAGUAGAUUCACAAUCAUCAUUCCUUGUUGAAUCAAAGGUAGUUGAUUCAGAAUCAGCAUCACAUCUCGAAUCAGACUCAGUAGAUUCAGGAUCGAUUCUUGAUUCAAAGGCAGUUGAUUCAGAAUCAGCAUUACUUCUUAAAUCAGAGUCUGUUGAUUCAGAAUCAAAGUCGGCUCAUGAAUCAAAGGCAGUAGAUUCAGAAUCAGCAUUCCUUGUUAAAUCAAAGGCAGUUGAUUCAGAAUCAGCAUCACAACUUGAAUCAGUAGAUUCAGAAUCGAUUCUUGAUUCAAAGGCAGUUGAUUCUGAAUCUGUAGAACCUCCUGAAACAGAGACAUUAAUGAAAUCUACUGAAGAGGACUCUGGUAGCUUUCAUCCAAAGACAGAUGUUUCAUCAGAACCGAUAUCUGAAUCCAAAGAUGCACUAACAGAAGAGACAGAAGAUACUCCAAUAAGCCAUGAUGCUGAGGUCAUCUCAGAGGAUGCAGAAGCAGAACCAUCUGAUUCUGAUGAGCAAGAUAUUGUUUAUUCUGAACUGUUGCACAACCAAAGUGACACUGAUUUUGAGCCACUUGAAACACAGACAGCAGGUUUAGAUGUAGUACAUGAAGAACCCGCUGAAACAGAGCUAAAUGAUAAAGAUAUACCACUACAAGCACCAGAGGAAACACUCGAGGAUGAGGACAGGUCAAGCUUUAAAGAUGCUUUCAAAACAGAGCAUAAAGGUGUAACACAAGAGACUGAAUCUCUUGAGGAACUCACCAAAGAAUCGCUUUCAGCUGAAGAACAAGCUGGUCUUGAGGGCACACAUGCACAAAGUGAUUUUGAAGAACUGGCUGAUGCAGAUGAAGCCGUAGACAUUAAAAUCCCAGAAUCUUCUCAUCUUCCACAAGACGCUAAAACUCCUUUGGAUGCGAGAGAAAAUGUCCCAUCUGAACCAGCAUUGGAAACGCACACUGAGUCCGAAAAAGCACAGCCGGCAUUAAAUGUGAGUGAAAUCACUGAAGAACAUGAUCCAAAGAAGUUAGACACGAACAAGAUUGCAAACAUUGAAGACCUUCUUCAGAUGGCCAGCAUGAACAAGAAUAGAAACGCAAACACGAACACUGCAGAUGAUCCUCAGGAUGCACUUAUGAACAACAGCGGAAAAGUGAGGGAAACAAUUGGCGAAGAUGAAAAGUUAAAGGAGGAACUUGUUACAGAAAGCCCAGAAACUGCACCUCUGUUUGACCAAACGGAGGAACAGAUCGAUAAAGUGAAGAACGAACUCGUGAAUCUACUGAAAAACACACUGGAGUCGGAACAACAGAGUCCUGAAGAUGAAGAUGGAGAGGACGUGGAUGAAGACUCCGAAGAGCUUUUAGAGGAUGAAAACACACUUCUUUCUUCUAAACCUCAAGACAUACAUGAACUGAAAGAAAACCAACAACCUGGCGGCGAUCAAUUGAUCGAAUCCCAACAAAGCGAAAACACCACAAAACAAGAAGAAAAGGACGUGCUUCGUCUUCCUCCCGAAGAGCCUGAAUACAGCGAUAACGUGCUGAGGCUCACAAUCUUACGGGACCACCUGCGGGACGAGGAGAUGGAGCGCAUGCAGAAGUAUUUAUCACUUAAGAACCUGUUCAGAAUCGAGGCCAUGUUUUCAGAUCUAGAUCUGGAGAUGAAGUCCACCAGAGAGCUGCAGACGGACACGGAGGAAAUCGAGCGAACGCUGGACCAGAUCAUGGAGGCCUCGGAGAACUCGAUUCUCGACGCGACAGAGGACAUAUUGAACGAAAGAGAGCGGAAAUCUCAGCAGAAGGAGCCGGAAGAGUAUGAUUUCGAGGCUGCUAUCUUAGACGCUUUCCAGGAGAUCGCUUUCGCUUUACGACAGAAAUAUUCAGCGGCCAGUGACAGCGCACCGCUGGUCGAGGAAGAGCUGCUUGCAUCUGAAACAGAUGAAAAAGUUGGCUCUGAAGAGGUGAAGGCUUUGGACGGUGACAUCGAAGAGACUGAACCACCCAAGAGUCCUGAAAUACACGAGGAGCAGAAUGAAUCUGAAGUGAAUCUGAAUGAAGACGUGGGUCUGGAGGAGGACGGGGGCCAUUUCAACAGAAAUAAAGAUGCUCAGACAGGGUUCGAAGACACCGAGGAGAUUCAAAAGGGGCCUCGUGCUAUUUUGGAGAACCCAGUGGACAUCGGCUUUCCCUUCGAAGUGGAUCCAUCUUCAGGUUCACUGGAGUCUCCAAGUGUCUCUGAUAUCCAUGACACUGAAGCAAGCAGCGAUUCCUCAACUUCAGAUGAGCUUUGGAGUUUUGUGCAUCUCGUCAAAGAAUAUCUUGGAGUGUACGGAGAAAGUGUGAUCACGGCUCUUCCGGAGGAAUGGCGACCGGGUCCCAAUUUCCACGGAGUCCCCUGGGAGCCGGUGGUUGCUACGCUGGUUGUCGGGGCCCUCACAGUACUGAUGUUCUUCUGGAGGACCGUUCUUGCUAUCAAAGGCAGAACAUAUCAAUUAACUGAAAAGCAGCUUCGAGACAAGAUCCAGCAGCUUCUCAAGGAGAAAUCUGAUGCUGCCAACAAGAUCACAGAAUUAAACGACAUGAUAAAAGAGCGUGAAGAACAGCUGAAGAACUCUGAGAAAUCACUGAGCUCCAGCCAACAAGAAGUCAAAGGCCUGAAGAGUCAUCACCAGAAGCUCCAGAGCCAAUGGGAGCAGAUGUCUGGGAGCGUUUCACAGCUCAACCAGAAAAUAGUGGACACACAGGAAGAAAAUUCAAAUCUUAAUGAGAAGAUUGCCAAAAUGCACCAGAGAAUCGAGAAAUACCAGAAAACACUGAAGAGCUAUGAUGAGGAGCGUGCAAAGGUUCACGUCCUCAUGGAUGAAGCCAAACUCAGAGAAGAUGCUCUUAAAGCUCAGGUUCUGUCCUUUGAGAAAGAAAACGGCGCUUUAAAAGAGCACAAGACAUCUCUCCUCCGUGAUGCUAAAGACUGGCAGGAGAAGCACAAGAAACUGAGCGAGGAGAUCCGAGUUUACCACAAAUCCCAGAAAGAGCUGGAAGACUCUCUGGUGCACAAGGAGAAUGAGAUCGAUGUUUUAUCCAGCUGUAUUGCAGAGCUCAACCGUCUGGGAGCCUGUGAUCCUGCAGAACUACAGAAAGAUGACGCUAAGAUGUCUAACGGAGAAGAUGCUGAGAAGAAGAUGGACAGCAUGAGACUGCGAAUCAAACAGAUGAUGGACGUCUCCAGGAUUAAAGCGACUCUCGGUGUUAUUGAAGACGAGAGGAAUCGCUACAUGGAAAGUCUCCUCGCCGAACAGAAAGCCAGACAGGAGCUGGAGGAGCAAUAUCAGAAGGUCAUGCUUGACCAGAUGAAUCUGAACAAUGAGAAAACGCAUCUGGAGAACCAGUUCAAGACCCUGCAGCAGAGGCUGGAGAUCACCACUGAACUCUACCAGCAGAAAGAGAACGCACUGCAGCAGAAACUGACUCAGGAGGAGCUGGAGAGACGUGAGAAGGAGUUGAAGCUGUCGGAGGUGGACAGUAAAGCUCUGUGCUCCGAGGAGGAGGUGAGAGCCCUCAAACAGAAGAUCAAGGACAUCGAGGAGGAGAUGCAGCAGAACGAACGCUCUCUGAAGUCUGAGGUGGCAGUCCAGGAGAAGAAAGCCCAUGAGAACUGGUUGAAAGCCCGCACCUCUGAACGAACUCUGGUGGAGGAAAGGAGAGAGUCGGCCACUCUUCGUCAGAAGCUUGUGGAGUAUAGAGAUAAAAUAUCAGACCUGGAGCAAAGUCUGUUCAAACUCAACUCUGGACCUCCAGAUCGCCACGUGCCACCACAGAGAAGAGGUGAUUCGUACGGGCCGUCUCCUGUGAGUGGGGGGGCUCCCUCUCCUCCUCUAAUGAUAGAGGGUCCCGGACGCCCCCCCUCUGCACCUGUGGGGCGACGGGGCGAACCGUUCGGUGCACGACCCCCGUCUGACCCUCACGGACGCUUCUCUGACCUCGGACACCCACUGCCCUCCAGACCAGAAAUGUUUCCUCCGAUGACUUCUUCUCCCUGUGCUCAUGAUGGACCGAUGCAGACGGCACCGGUCAGUGAGACGGCCGAGGCCUCCGAGCAGGUCUCGUCUGAGCCCAUAGAGCCCCUCUCCAAGUCUCAGAGUCAAGGAUCCUUCCUCCCGUCUCCCAUCCGGGAUUCUCCGGUUCCACCACCGAAGUCUUACGGACCCCCGGGCAUGCCGCCUAUGAUGAUCCGACCGCCCAAUGGUCACCUGCCCAUGAUGCCUCCAGAGCCGCGCUUCAGAGCGCCACCCAUGGACUCAUACGGCCCUCCUCCGAUCGGCCCGUUUGGACCUGUCCCGCCUCCGUUUGGACGAGGCCCGCCGUUGGGACCGAGGGACAUCCCGCCCGAAUUCUUCGGCCCUCGCGGACUCCCCCCUCGCCACUUCCCUCCCGGACCUCUGCCGCCCCCCGGGGCCAUGAUCCCGCCUCCGUACGGUGGACGCAGUUUCCAAGGACCCCCUCCGCUAAUCCCUCAGCGCUCCCGAGACGGCGAGGGGAGCGCCACACCAGCCAACGACCCGCCCACGGACGCGUCCCACCAGCACAGCGAGCCUUGACGCGAGAACAUCCCGAUUCGCCAGCUUGACUUUCUCGGGUCCUGAUUCUUAACCAUCUGGUUAAUCUAGUUUGGGUGGAAGAAGAAAAAACGUAAUUUUGUUUGAAUAGCACAUUUGUGACAAAUAAUGAGGGUUUUGAUUUUAUACAUUAGCAAACCUUUCCUAUGGAAAUAGUUUGGUUUAAUAUGCAUUACAGUUGUUUUUCUGGUGGUUGUCAUGUGGUUAAAUCCUCCACCACUUGACCCAGUGCUGAUGCAUUCUGGGAUGUCAAACCGAUAUUUAGGCACGUCGUAAAGCCAUUUCCUCAUGCCUUUAAUGUGAGAGGACUCUGAAGAGACUUUACAUAUUUUUAUGCCUUUUCACCAUUUUUGAAGCCCAUAUUACUGAUGAUUCGCCAGCUCGCCUGUGUUUGUUUUAACGUUUGAUUCGUCGUGCGUCUGCUCUUAUGAUUUCUUUUCCUAGCGGAAAGGCACAUAUGAUGUCAUAUUGACAAAGUAUUUGUACAUUUCUUUCAGCUGCAUAUACAAUAAAAUAUUCUCUCAAAUCGGACAACAGUCAAUAGAAACAGAUGAACGUCGUGUGUUUGUGCAGCCGAGCUUUCAUAGUCAACAGGUGAUUUAAAUGUAUUAUUGGAUGUUGCAUCUGAUGAUGAGACACGAGCAGAAUUAAUUUUACCCACAGAAAAUCUGCUCGUGUUUCAUGAACAAGCCCCAUGAAUGAUGUACUCUGGGUUUCUUAUGCAAUGCUUUUGGAAUCAAAAUGGAAAAAUACUCGAUACUCAAAAUCCAUCGACCUUUAUUCGUCUUAUUUUCUUGGCAUAUAUGGUUUUGUUUGAUAUUAAGAGUAAAUUAUUUUAGGAAGUGUGUUGAGAGGAUGUAUCUUGUGCGCAGAAAGAGUGUUUGCAUCAUGUGUUAAUCCUGGAAAAGAAACCAUUUAAAAAAAAAAAUUGUCAUUGAUUUCACAGAAAUGAAUGAGUUGAAUAAAGCAGUUUUUUUCCUGUA